Molecule: messenger RNA, 1472 nt
Organism: Phanerochaete carnosa HHB-10118-sp
Lineage: Eukaryota; Fungi; Basidiomycota; Agaricomycetes; Polyporales; Phanerochaetaceae
Exons: 7
Coding region: 1-1341 (446 amino acids)
Biological process (GO): secondary metabolite biosynthetic process
Molecular function (GO): FAD binding
Source: RefSeq, a predicted model, not a curated record
AUGCCACCUCCACGACUACGUGUUGCCAUCUGCGGAGGCGGCAUAGGCGGACUCGUUCUCGCCGUUGCCUUAUCGCGAGCCCCGGACAUCGACGUCGAUGUAUACGAAGCGGCGCGCGAAUUUGCAGAUAUUGGGGCCGGCGUGGGACUGUGGCCGCGUCCCUGGAAGAUCAUGAAGGCCCUAGACCUUGCGGAAGACCUGGCUAAAGUCACAUCCGUCCCACCAGAAGACGAAUUGACGGUCGCUCUGGAAUUUCGCAAGGGCGAUGAGCCGUGCGGAGGCGUCACGUUUGGGCAGAUGGUCAUGCCUGGUGGUCUCAUCAGCUUCCACCGACCCGACUUCCAGCGUGUAAUUCUCCAGCGCCUCGCAAGAUCUUGUCGCCCACACACGUCCAAACGCCUCGCAUACUACAUGCAGCCAGCGUCCGCCUCGCAGCCGAUACAGCUGUUCUUCCAGGACGGGACGACGGCUACCUGCGAUCUUCUUGUCGGAGCGGACGGGGUCAGGUCAAAGGUACGGGAAAUUAUGGUCAAGGAGGUUGCGGACGAUCUGCGCGCUCGAGGCGAUUUAUCGGCUGCCUCUCAAGUACUGCGGAGUGCAAGGCCCGCGUGGAGCGGGAUAAUGGCCUACCGGACGACCGUCCGCUCCGAAGCGUUGCAGAAGCAGUACCCGACCCAUAGACUUCUAAGACAGCCAUAUGUCUAUUUUGGCAGAAACACCCAGAUGGUGGCAUACCCCAUCGCACGGGGAUCUCUCGUGAACGCCGCCGCCUUUACCGCGCGGUGUGAUCUCGAGAACACACAACUGGACGCCCCGUGGGUUGUCGACGCGCCCCGAAGCGAGUUUCAGGAGGCGUUCGCCGAUUGGGAGCCGGAAGUGCAAGCGCUGUUUGACUGCGUCAAGACGACCAGCCGGUGGGCUAUACACACGGUCACCCCCCUAGGCAGCUUCGUGCAUCGGCGGGUGAUCCUGAUUGGUGACGCAGCGAAUGCGAUGCUGCCCUUCCAAGGCUCAGGCGCCGGGCAGGCUGUCGAGGACGCAUACAUCCUGUCAGCCUUGCUCACGCACCCGUCGACGACCGUCCGUGACCUCGAGCGCGUCUCCGGAAUAUUCGACACCAUCCGCCGGCCUGCCGCACAGCGCGUCGCGUCACUCUCGCGCGAGUCCGCCCUGCUGUACACGUUUAAUUAUCCCGGCCUGACGCUCGACCGCGACGACUGUCGAGAGGAGCAGCUGCAGAGGAUCCACGAACAGAUGGUUAAUCGCCAGGCAUGGACGUGGGAGACGACUGCAGAGCCUGAUCUAGAGAGGGCGAUUGCGAUGUUAGAAGGCCGUGCGUAGUGGGCGCGCCCGCCAUCCGGAAAUUUCGUUUGGUACAAUGUCCAUCACGAUAUCUUGGUCACGAUCUCUUCAUGAAGCAGCUUCGCUCUUUUCCCUUAGGCUUGUGCGCUUCAAUGAAUGCUUAUCCCCGG